AUGUCUUUUAAAUCUGACUAUUUCAAACUCAUAAAAAUUCAUUCCGUACUUUUAUCUUCUUCAGAUUCUUCUGACGAGGGAGAAGAAGAGCUUGAAGAUGAAGAUGAUUCAUUCCAUGAUUGA
Molecule: messenger RNA, 123 nt
Organism: Ambispora leptoticha
Lineage: Eukaryota; Fungi; Glomeromycota; Glomeromycetes; Archaeosporales; Ambisporaceae
Source: the annotation of a GenBank genome assembly